This is a messenger RNA of Nothobranchius furzeri (turquoise killifish), 4682 nucleotides long. RefSeq names its product ATP-sensitive inward rectifier potassium channel 12. Gene Ontology annotation, biological process: potassium ion import across plasma membrane; regulation of monoatomic ion transmembrane transport. Gene Ontology annotation, cellular component: plasma membrane. Lineage: Eukaryota; Metazoa; Chordata; Actinopteri; Cyprinodontiformes; Nothobranchiidae. Gene Ontology annotation, molecular function: inward rectifier potassium channel activity. The record is from RefSeq and is a predicted model, not a curated record.
ACACACAGAGCAGCAGAAACACACAUCCAACAGGCAAGAAGGGAAGAGCGACUUGUUUCAGUAACUAUGGAGCAGCAGGACGGGGCUGAGCAUGGAGACACCUCUGAGUUAGUGAUUCUGGGAGCAGAGCUGCUGACCAGGUGUUGUGACGUUUAUCGGGCAUCAUGUGUUGAACAACAACAGGAAAACUGACUGACAUACGAAGAAUAAAGCAUCAUUAUGAUUCCAGCCACUCUGUCAGAAAAUGUAUGACAGGAAGUCAGUCCUGAUGACGGAUGGUAGAGCGACCUGAGCUCCUCCUGGGCGCCGUCCAGCACCAGUACGUUAAUGGUUGGAACCGCCCGCCCCGACCUUCAUUACUGCCCACGCAGACACAGCCUGGUGAUCACCGGUGCCAUGGGAGCGGUGCGGGUCAACAGAUACAGCAUCGUUUCCACCGAAGAAGAUGUCCUGAAGAUCUCCAGCUUGGGCCUUCACAAUAGCCAAAGUCCUCUGACACUGCAGAAACCGUCAGGCGCCUGCAUGCUAGGUGAGGAAGGAGGAGGAGGAGCAGGCGGGCAGUGUCCAGGAAGUGAAGAAGGGCGUGGAGCUUUGCCUUUGAGGCUGACAAAUGAACCCAUCCAUCAUAGCAGCUGCCGCUCUUCCCCUUCGUGCCGCCUGGACCUGGAAACCAGGCGCUUGCGCACUCGCUUCGUGAAGAAGAACGGCCAGUGUAAUGUGGUUUUCAACAACAUGGAGGACAAACCACGGAGAUACCUAGCUGACAUAUUCACAACCUGUGUGGACAUCCGCUGGCGUUACUUGUUGCUCAUCUUCACCACCACCUUCCUGCUGUCAUGGCUGCUGUUUGGACUAGUCUUCUGGGGAGUGGCCCUCGCUCAUGGAGACUUUAACCUAUACGUUCCUGUGAAGGACAGGGAUUCUUGGGCUACCACAGAGGAGGGGAAAGAGGAGUGGCGGCCAUGCAUCCUCCACGUUCAGGGUUUCAUCGGGGCAUUCCUCUUCUCCAUAGAGACCCAGACCACUAUUGGAUACGGUUUCCGGUGCGUCACUGAGGAGUGCCCAAUCGCCGUUGUGACUGUGGUGUUGCAGUCCAUCGUCGGCUGCAUAAUUGACUCUUUCAUGAUCGGCACCAUCAUGGCAAAGAUGGUUCGGCCCAAAAAGAGGGCCCAGACCCUGCUGUUCUCUCACAAUGCCGUCAUCGCUCUACGGGACGGUAAGCUCUGCCUCAUGUGGCGACUAGGGAACAUGCGCAAGAGCCACAUCGUUGAGGCCCACGUGCGCGCUCAACUCAUUAAGCCUCAUGUGACAGUGGAGGGGGAGUACCUGCCGUUAGAGCAAACGGACAUCGAUGUUGGCUAUGACGACGGAUUGGAUCGCUUGUUUCUGGUUUCGCCUCUGGUGGUUGUCCAUGAGAUCAACAAAUCCAGUCCUCUGUACAACCUGAGCCGCAGUGACGUGCAGAAGGAAGACUUUGAGAUCGUGGUCAUUCUGGAGGGAAUGGUGGAGGCCACGGCGAUGACCACUCAGGCCCGCAGCUCCUACUUGGCCAGGGAGAUCCUCUGGGGUCACCGCUUUGAGCCUGUUGUGUUUGAGAAGGGCGACCGCUAUCAUGUGGACUAUUCCCGCUUCCAUAAGACUUAUGAAGUGCCAUCUACACCUCACUGCAGUGCCAGGGAACUGAGCCAGAGAAAAGGCCAAACGUCGUCCUCCAGUUCCAGUUACUCCCAGUCUCCAUCGCUGUUUGCUCCGAGAGCAGCGAGGCGCCUUCAGGGCUCUCACUCCCCCAGCGCUUUCUGCUAUGAGAACGAGGUAGCUCUGUGCUGCGGAGACGAUGACGAGGGUGCAAAAGAGGAGCUGGAGAGGCUAAACGUAGGAACUAAAAGGGAGGCGAAAAUGAGAGAUGACAUUCAUUUAGAUUUCAAGGGGGCGUUUGUGAAGGAGCAGACGGUGGAGAUGUUGUGUGUUCUGGACACUGAGAACCAGAUCAGCCUUGACAGACUACAGCCCAGCCUUCCUUUAUACAUCAGCAGAGAAUCAGGAGUUUGAUCCGUGAAUUUGAUGCUCCUUCACUUUGUUUUCGCUCUUUGCAUCCAACCAAAGCUCUGAACUGGGUUUUAAAAGAUGGAGGACUCGGUUUAACCUGUGUGGGUGUGAGGGUUGUUGCUAAUCCUAAUUACUUUGGUUUCAGGUCACAAACUAUGACGGUGUGUUAGAGCCACGCAGAAGAAAAUCUAAAUUUUACUUACAAAAAAGCCAAAAUUAUGUUAUUUACAUUAGGAAUUGCCUUUUUUAACUGAAGACUCUAUCUAAAAAUAACAAGUAGAGGUGAUUAAACCAGAAUCCACUUCCUCUAAUCCUUCACAAUAAAAGUCUUAAAGAGUAGGUUUACUGAACGCUGUAUUUUUAAUGAUUAUUUCUGGUUAUAGUCAGUCACUCUGAGUGUUUCAUGCAGGCUGAACGUGAAAAUAGUCUCCUACACCUUUCUCCUGCAUUAACGUCUGAUAGAAAAUGGACGGUGAAACUCUGGGAUUAGAAAAGCCUGACAAAUCUACAUCACUCUGUCACCUAAUAUUCAUGGACUCACCCAUCUUGACUCAUGACGGGGAAAGCUGUCGUUGGUUUAGUGUCCAGGAAACAGCAGAGGACAUCUCGACUAGUAGAAGCUAACUGUUAACAUUAGCAACUUCACCUCACAGCAGAACUCCUCCAGGCUUGUGUUAUUUGUGGAGAUAAAACAUCAGUGUUGCUAAGCAAAGACUCCAAAUCCUGCCAUCUUCUGCCACUUUCUCCUCAGGCUGACUACUAUGUCCCCCGCACUGGAGCUUUUUUUUCCCUAAAGAACGACUUACAUCGCAUUCAUUCCCACUAGAGACCACUGCAAAGGUAUAAAAAGAUGAGUAAAGUCAGCGUUCGUUUACGGGCAAGCUAAGGGGGCUCCCCUGGAAGCCCUCGACCCACACACCCUGAGUGCGCCCGAAAAAAUUUUAAUCUCAGAGUUACAAUUUUAUUCUUGAAAUAAAAAUUUUUGCAACAUUUCAACUCUUUUUUUUCUUCUUAGUAGACUUAAAACUCCGUCAUACUUUAAGUGAUAAAAUCAGCAUGUUUAAAACCUCUCGGUGAACCACGAUGACCCCGAUUAACAACACUCGAUUGCUUUUGUCUUGAUUUUUUCGGUAUAACAGUUGUGUGAUCUCUAUCUAUCUGAUGUUUUCUGUUGUUGAUUUUCAGUCUUUAUGUAAAUAUAUGCUUUUAUUUUCAUUAUUUUGAAUCAUAUUGAGGAAAGGACAUUUCAUUCAUUGAAAAGGAGGAAAAACACUAAAAGUUUUUAUUUUUAGCUUCAUUUUGAUGGUCGAUCUCCCUGCCUGAGAUUCUUGGACUAACCGAUAAGUAUUUUUUUUGUCCCUCACAGAACGUUCAUUGAUGAAAAACAAGCAAGUAAAAUAACCCGGGACUUAAAGUCAAACCUGUGCAGAUGAAAAACAAGCACUUUACCCACUGUGCAAAGUUACGUUGCAUCGACGUCUUUUCCAGGUCAUUUCUGCGCAUCCAGAUUAGGUCCCCUGAAGGUGCAGACUGUGACGCCAGAUGAUGUCUUCUUUAUGACGUCUUCUGGGCGUCCAGAUGUGGGUAUAUUCUGCUUCAAAUUCGGUCGUUGUUUACGUUCUUCGCACAUCACCCAAACACGUUGAAGUGACGUCCUUUCAUAGUCGUUUCUGCAUGAUAAGUUUUGGUUCCCUGAAGUUGAAGACUGUGACGCUAGGUGACGUCUUUUCAUUCGUGUCCUCAGGAUGUCCAGAUAUGGGCUGAUUCUGGUCUGAUUUUGGCCUCUGUGGAUGUCCUUAUUUCACCCAGACACGUUGCAGCGACGUCUUUUCUAGGUCAUUUCUGCACUUUCAGUUUUGGUCCACUCAAGGUGCAGACAGUGACUUCAGCUGACAUCCUGUAUUUACAUCUCCAGGUCCUCAUUUGGACUGAGGCCUAGUCCACACGUAGCUGGGGUUUUUUGAAAACGAAUAUCCGCCCCUCCAAAAACUUGCAUCCACACCACCGCGUUUUAAAAACAAACUCUGUCCACACGUACCCGGAUAAAUACGUUGUUAAGGACAUGCCAGACCUGUAGGCGGCAGUACUUCCCCCGUUCUUAACCUCGUCCUUCCUCUGUGGUCUUCCGCAAGGAGCAGUAAUUCCGCUUGCAAAAACAAACAAGCAGAAAGCGCUUGGACAAUUGAUGGAUCGGGUAGUGACAGAGCGCAGCUCUGAGGGCUUCCAUGCUGUCGGCUAGUGUAAACACAGGUCGCACACGUGAUGUCAGCAUUUUUUUGGUUGCGGAAAGUGACGUUGCGGAUCUUAAAACUCCGGUUUUGUCCGUCCACACGCAGACACUCAAAACGGAGAAAACGCAGAUCUUCACUUUGGCCGGAGUUUUUAAAAAGAUCCGUUUUCGUGUGAAAAAACUCCGUUUUCGUGUGGAUGACAGGCCAAAACGUAGAAAAAUAUCUACGUUUUGGCAGAUCCCCGGCUACGUGUGGACAGGGCCUAAUUCUAGUCAUGCUAAUUUCAUGCUAAUUUUAGACAGGUUUAUGAACGCCUGACUUACUGGAACUACACCUACACAUAAAAUGCUACACAAAUAAAUCAAGCCCACCAAUUUUAUUUAAUACACACACACACACACACAC